UCGUUACCAGGUUCCAUAGCGGUUUUAAAGCGUGCAAUGCAUUCUGGAGUUGCUGGCGAGGUCUCUUUCCAACAUGGCGUUUCGCGUGGCACUGAGACGGUUUGGUGCUAGUAUAGAGCAGUUGGGCAUCCGCCACUGCUACAAUAACACCAGGAAAAACUUAAACAUCAACAAGGACACCAAAGUCAUUUGCCAGGGUUUUACUGGAAAACAGGGUACAUUUCAUAGCCAGCAGUCUAUUGAGUAUGGUACGAAUAUGGUCGGUGGUGUAUCCCCUGGUAAGGGUGGCAAGACACACUUGGGCCUUCCAGUUUUUGACACAGUGCAAGAGGCCAAGAAUGAAACUGGUGCUGAUGCAACUGUGAUCUACGUACCUCCUCCAUACGCUGCAGAUGCCAUUCAUGAGGCCAUUGAGGCGGAGAUUGGUCUCAUUGUGUGUAUUACAGAAGGGAUUCCCCAGCAAGAUAUGGUCAAGGUGAAGCGAAGGCUAACGGAACAGGGAAAAUCUAGAUUGAUAGGGCCAAAUUGUCCAGGGAUUAUUAAGCCAGGAGAGUGUAAGAUUGGUAUCAUGCCUGGGCACAUUCACCACCCUGGAGUGAUUGGGAUUGUGUCUAGAUCAGGGACCCUGACGUAUGAGGCGGUACACCAGACGUCACAUGUUAACCUCGGGCAAUCCCUCUGCGUAGGUAUUGGUGGCGAUCCGUUCAAUGGCACAAACUUUGUUGACUGUUUAGAGGUCUUCCUUAAUGACCCUGGAACCAAAGGGAUUGUUCUUAUUGGUGAGAUUGGUGGUGGAGCGGAGGAGAAGGCGGCAGAGUAUCUGGCUGAGAAUAACACUGGAGAUAAUGCCAAGCCUGUCGUGUCGUUCAUCGCGGGUGUAACAGCCCCUCCAGGAAGAAGAAUGGGUCAUGCUGGUGCUAUUAUUGCUGGUGGUCGCGGAGGGGCAGAGCAUAAGAUUCAAGCCCUGAAGGAUGCUGGUGUUAACGUGACGAUGUCUCCUGCCCAGAUGGGCUCUAUGAUGCGCAAGGUCUUCGAUCAGCAUUACAGUAACGCCAAUACAGAUAUAUAAUGGCUACCAAGAAUUGUUCUUAAAUAUCAUUUAGAGGAGUUGUAACAAAAUUGUUGCAAAUCUGGUAUUUUGCAAUCAUGAAAAAUACUGUUCUGCAAUGUAAUUAGACUUGAAUGAAAUUACAGUUGCUGUUUUACAGUAGAGCCGAUCGGAACCUUUUUUUUUGUAAAUUUACCUACUAUGCUUCUACUCAUGGAGGUUAUUGUAAAAGUGUUGUGAAGAACAACCAAUUCAUGCAAUGUGUAAAGUGAAUCGAGUUUUAGUAGUGACUAUAUUUUAAUGCUAAAUAAACGUCUAUUACUUGA
Messenger RNA from Nematostella vectensis (starlet sea anemone), 1374 nucleotides. Its product is annotated as succinate--CoA ligase [ADP/GDP-forming] subunit alpha, mitochondrial. Gene Ontology annotation, molecular function: succinate-CoA ligase (GDP-forming) activity; succinate-CoA ligase (ADP-forming) activity. Gene Ontology annotation, cellular component: mitochondrion; succinate-CoA ligase complex (ADP-forming). Bases 74 to 1069 code for a protein of 331 amino acids. Gene Ontology annotation, biological process: tricarboxylic acid cycle. The transcript is spliced from 12 exons. Lineage: Eukaryota; Metazoa; Cnidaria; Anthozoa; Actiniaria; Edwardsiidae. The record is from RefSeq and is a predicted model, not a curated record.